CAUAAAACAGAAUGGCAAAGCGGUUUACAUGUGUUGAAUGCAAUAAGGACGCGCACGAGCUUCACAGAGAUUACAAAAAUGGGAUCUUGAAGAUAACCAUAUGUGGAUCCUGCCAAAAGCCUGUAGACAAGUAUAUUGAAUAUGAUCCCGUCAUUAUUCUGAUUGAUGCCAUUUUAUGCAAAACUCAAGCAUUCAGACACAUUCUGUUCAACACUACAUUGAACAUUCACUGGAAGCUGUGUGUGUUUUGCCUGCUGUGUGAGGCCUACCUGAGGUGGUCACAACUUCAGGGAUCUGAACAGAGCAAUGACCCUGCAGACAUCAUUAGAUACACCAAGGAAUGGGAUUUCUAUGGCAUGUUUGGGGUGGCAGCUCUUGAAUUGGGUGCGUUCUCUGUCGGAGUGCUGUCCUUCCUGUGGCUGGUGCAGUGGUUGCUUGGCUUUGACUUUGAACUGAGCUUACUGCUGAAAGCCCUCCUGCUGUCCAGCUAUGGCAAAGUCCUGCUCAUCCCUGCAGUCAUAUGGGAGCAUGACUACUCCCCACUCUGCUUCAGCCUCAUCAAGCUGUUUGUGCUCACGUCCAACUCUCAAGCCAUAAGAGUCAUUCUAAACUGCAGCAGAAGGCUCUCCCUGAUGGCUGUGUGUGUGGGUCUGCUGUUAGAAACGUGCGUAGCCCAGGCGUUGCAGACGCUUCCAUGGAGCAUACAGGACUUCCUGCCGUUCCAGUGACCUGUUUCAGGCCAGUCCUGAAGAACACACUGUUACAAUGGCACCUAUUAUACCCUGGACCAGAGUGGUGAGGAGAAACUGGCAGUGCUGUGUGGAGUGUGCCUAGUGAUAUACAGUGAUUUCCAAAAGUAUUUGGACAGUGACAGUUUUUUUUUUACAACACUUUGGAUUUUAAAUUAUACAAUGACUGAUGUUAAAGG
This is a messenger RNA of Salvelinus sp. IW2-2015, 928 nucleotides long. Its product is annotated as protein ARV1-like. Lineage: Eukaryota; Metazoa; Chordata; Actinopteri; Salmoniformes; Salmonidae. Gene Ontology annotation, cellular component: Golgi apparatus; cortical endoplasmic reticulum. Gene Ontology annotation, biological process: sterol metabolic process; intracellular sterol transport; sphingolipid metabolic process. The record is from RefSeq and is a predicted model, not a curated record.